CGUUUCCAUCUGGGUUUUCUUGGUUCGUUUCUGUUAAGCUAUUGUGUCAUUUCACAUCACUCUGGCACUAGGUAAGGAAUGAGGCCAAUAAGUUCUAAGUCUAUCCUGCCUUAUGCGCCUAAUAAUAGAGUAACCACUUAUAAGCAGCAAAAACCAUUACUUUACUUGUUAGUGACCAACUUUCCUCUGUUCUUGAUCAAUUCCCAAUGGCUACACUUCAUUCCUUUACUUCUUUCCACUACCAAUACAAGAACUUUGAUGGGUUUCUUCAUUUUAGAUCCAAAAAGUCUCUUACCAGAAGAUAUGCUGUGAGGUCUGAAGGAAGUCAUCACGAUCAAGAUUCUUGUAAAGAGGGGGAUGAAAAGAAGAGGCUUAGGAUUUUGAUUGCUGGUGGGGGUAUAGGGGGUUUGGUUUUAGCUUUGGCAGCAAAAAACAGAGGAUUUGAUGUGUGCGUGUUUGAGAAAGAUUUGAGUGCAGUGAGAGGGGAAGGUAGACACAGGGGUCCGAUUCAAUUGUUGAGUAGUGCUUUGGCUGUUUUGCAAGCUAUUGAUGAGAACGCUGCUAGGCAAAUCAUGGAAGCUGGUUGUGUUACCGGUGACAGGAUCAAUGGACUCGCUGAUGGGCUUUCAGGUGACUGGUUUACUAAGUUUGAUCUUUCAACUCCUGCUUUAAAAAAGGGGCUUCCUGUCACUAGAGUAAUAUGUAGAAUGGCACUACAAGACAUAUUACUUGAAGCAGUAGGUUUAGACAUAGUAAUAAAUAAAUCUAAAGUUGUUGAUUUCAUGGAAGAAUCUACCAAGGUUACUGUGUUUCUUGAGGAUGGUAGGCAAUAUGAUGGUGAUGUUUUAGUUGGAGCAGAUGGAAUAUGGUCAAAAGUACGAUCCAAGUUAUUUGGGAAAGAAGACGCGAAAUAUUCAGAUUAUACAUGCUAUAGUGGGCUGACAAGCUUUGUUCCACCAUAUAUUGACAGUGUUGGGUAUCGGGUGUUCUUAGGAUUGAACCAGUACUUUGUUGCUUCAGAUGUUGGACAUGGGAGGAUGCAAUGGUAUGCUUUCUACAAGCAGCCCCUUAGUAGUCCUGAUCCUCCAGCAGGCAAGAAGAAGCGGCUGCAAGAAUUGUUUCAUGACUGGUGUGGUGAAGUAACUGAACUAAUAUCAGAAACACCGGAAGAUGUGAUUUUGCGGAGAGAUAUCUUUGAUAGAGACAUGAUCCACACCUGGGGGAUAGGACGUGUGACUCUGCUAGGCGAUGCUGCUCACCCAAUGCAGCCAAAUCUCGGACAAGGUGGUUGCAUGGCAAUCGAGGAUUGUUACCAACUUGCACUUGAGCUUGAAAAGUUUGUCAACAGUAGGUUAGACUUUCAACGGUCCGGGGGGAUCUCCUCUGCACUUAGAAGAUACGAGAAGAAAAGAAUGUUUCGUGUUAGUACAGUGCAUGCAGCCAGCAGAAUGGCAUCAAAAGUGCUUACUGCUUAUCAACCUUACAUAGAGUUUGGAUUUGGAUCUUCUCCACUAUCUGUAAUUUUUUUCCUCCCUCGUUUCCUUUAUUUGAUUUUAUCAGUGCAUGCAUAUCCUCAGGCUUCAUUGGAUAGAUGUAAAUUUCAAAUGAUAAGAGUAUAUCAACCAUAAGGAUAACAAAACCAUCGGUUCACGUGGUGCGAAUGUUUCUGCAAAUUUUCUUGCCACAGUUCAUGACUUGGAUGAUUGCUGGUAAUGGGGAAGAUGGCAGUUGUAUAUAAAAGGAAAGGAUCUUACUAAUAUCCUUCCAUUAUGUUAUAACAACUUUCUACUUGUUUUUAGCUUUAAUCCUUUUCUUUUUUUCAAGGUACAGAAAAUCAAAUAUUUUCAUGUUGCUCUUCUUGCAGGUUAAGGCGAGAGGGAAAGAGAAGCAUUUGACAAGAUAUUACGACCUCCAGAGUUUCACCUAUGAUUAUGUAAAUUAGUUAAAUCUGGAUAUUGCCACAUGUUUUGAUAGAAUCUGAUUGUAGUUAGGUUUAUUAAUUUGAAGAGAAUGAUUGGUCA
Molecule: messenger RNA, 2021 nt
Organism: Manihot esculenta (cassava)
Lineage: Eukaryota; Viridiplantae; Streptophyta; Magnoliopsida; Malpighiales; Euphorbiaceae
Product: zeaxanthin epoxidase, chloroplastic
Exons: 9
Coding region: 207-1628 (473 amino acids)
Molecular function (GO): FAD binding
Source: RefSeq, a predicted model, not a curated record